Molecule: messenger RNA, 2435 nt
Organism: Cucurbita pepo subsp. pepo (vegetable marrow)
Lineage: Eukaryota; Viridiplantae; Streptophyta; Magnoliopsida; Cucurbitales; Cucurbitaceae
Source: RefSeq, a predicted model, not a curated record
CAUAUUCAAUCAAUCUACAGAGCGACGAUGCGGAGAUCGGAGUGCCAUCCCCUGUUGAGAGGAACAAGGAGCGGCAAGUUCACGCAUGGCUUCUCCGUAGCGGAGAUGGAGUCUUUAGCCACCAUCUGCGACACUAUCUUGCCUCCUCUGCCGCUCGGUUCAUCAAACAACAACGGCAACGAUGAGAUCGAUACUACCGACGCGGCCGCAAUCGAGGCGUUUUACGCGGAGUCCGGUUCGCGAUCUCCGAUUCCGGACGAGGUUGCAGAGACAGUCGCGAAAAGAGGAUUGACUGAACUCGUGAUACUGGUGCGGAUGGUGCUGUGGUUGUUAGCUACGAGGCUAGGGACGUUGCUGCUCUGUGGAUCGCUCUGUUUUUGCAGGAAAUGGCCUUAUAUCUGCAAUUUCUCGAGUAUGCCAUUGGAGAACAGAGAGGAAGCUUUGAGGAGAUGGUGUAAGAAUAAGGUUUUCACGCCCAUUAGAGCUGCUCUUGCUUCCAUCAGAGUUCUUGUCCUCUACACCUUCUUUUCUCGGGUUGAUGUCAAUGGCGGCUUCCCUGCUUGGGAAGCCAUAAAAUACCGGCCGGAUAUUGAGGAGAAUCGGUCCAAAUCCUCCGAUGAGAGGCCUCUCCAGAAGGGAAUCAUAGAACCCAACAACGAAACAGAAUCAUCCUUUCAAAAAUCCCUCUUACAGAAGGGUCUCAGAGUCACUGGACACGACGGCGACACCCUUUCCAUCCAAUGUGAUGUGGUGGUUGUUGGGUCCGGUUGCGGCGGAGGCGUUGCGGCGGCGGUUCUCGCAAGUUCCGGCCAGAAAGUGGUGGUUCUCGAAAAGGGGAAUUAUUUUACUGCAUCUGAUUAUUCAUCUCUUGAAGGCCCUUCCCUCAAUCAACUGUACGAAGCCGGUGGGAUUUUCACAAGUGAUGAUGGGAAAAUGUUGAUUCUGGCAGGUUCAACCGUCGGCGGCGGCUCCGCCGUUAAUUGGUCGGCGAGCAUCAGAACCCCAAAUCACGUUUUGCAGGAAUGGGCUGAGAGCCACAAGAUUCCGUUCUUUGGAACCUCUGAAUAUCAAAUCGCAAUGGAUGCUGUGUGCAAGAGACUUGGGGUUUCAGAAGACUGUGAUGAAGAGGGGUUUCAGAAUCAAGUUCUUCGAAAAGGGUGUGAAAAUUUGGGGCUUAAAGUUGAAAAAGUACCAAGAAAUUCCCCAAGCGGUCAUUAUUGUGGAUCCUGCGGCUAUGGUUGUAGAAGGGGGGAGAAACAAGGGACUGAUUCUACUUGGCUCGUUGAUGCUGUAAAUCAUGGGGCAGUGAUCAUAACAAAUUGUAAGGCUGAGAGAUUCAUAUUGGAAAGGAACAAAACUGGAAGUGUGAGGAAGAGCAAGUGCUUGGGAGUGCGUGCAAAUGUUUGGAGUGACAACUUCACCAAGAAACUGCAAAUCAAAGCCAAAGCUACCAUCUCAGCUUGUGGGGCUCUUUUGACGCCGCCAUUGAUGAUAUCAAGUGGGCUGAGGAACAAACACAUUGGCAGAAAUCUUCAUCUCCACCCUGUUUUGAUGGCUUGGGGAUACUUUCCAGACUCAAAUUCAGAGUUCAAGGGAAAAUCCUAUGAGGGUGGAAUAAUCACAUCACUCCACAAGGUUAUCUCUGAAGGAUCCGAAUCAAAUUCUAAAACCAUCAUAGAGACUCCUUUAUUAGGACCAGGAUCAUUCUCUGUGUUGUUUCCUUGGAUAUCUGGACUUGACACUAAGCAAAGAAUGCUCAAGUAUUCGAGAAUUUCCCAUUUGAUAACAAUCGUCCGGGAUUUGGGAUCCGGGGCAGUAAGAUCAGAGGGAAGGGUGAGCUUCAAUUUGAGUGAAGAAGACAGGGAAAACCUCAAGAGGGGGUUAAGACAGUCGUUGAGGAUUUUGGUAGCUGCAGGAGCUACUGAAGUUGGCACACAUAGGAGUGAUGGACAGAGACUUGAAUGUAAAGGGAUUGGGAAGGAGGAAUUGGAUGAGUUUUUGGAUAUGGUAUCCGCAGAGGGAGGGCCACUAUCACUGACAGAAAAUUGGAACAUCUAUACCUCAGCUCAUCAGAUGGGGAGCUGCAAAAUGGGGGUUUCUGAAAAAGACGGCGCUGUCAAUGAAAAUGGAGAGAGCUGGGAAGCUGAAGGGCUUUUUGUUUGUGAUGCAAGUGUUCUUCCAACUGCUGUUGGUGUCAAUCCCAUGAUUACUAUCCAAUCCACUGCUUACUGUAUCUCAAACAGAUUAGCAGCAUUGUUACUGAAAUUCAAGCAAAGGUAGGAGAAGAAAGUGCUCCCAAAUUGGUGUUCAUUGUUUUGAAUUUCAAUCUCCAAGAUAGAACUCACAAUUGACAGGUAGUAGAUGCCUUUGCUCUUCAAGAUGAGUUCGUCUCGAAGCCAUGGAUUUCGAGAUUUCGGGUUGAGAAUUCCCCAGUC